AAAAAGUCUCAACGGUGAUAUCACCUCAACAGCAAUGGGAAAAGAGAAGUGGCCCAAACCUGGGAUUUUCAGCACACUCCACGGUAUGCAGCGGCUGCGCAUAUUCCAUAUAUAGAAGGAAAGUGUGCACGUUACUCUAGGUGUCCUAAAAGUAGAUUUAUCAUCAGCUUUUACUCUCCAUCACAUACUCAUCUGAAAAGCCCACUGUUUUCCGUAUAAAAGGUAAUUUCCCUAUGGAAAGCUUCUAACCGAGUAGAGUUUAGAGCAGUUUCAGGGUUGUUUCCCAUCUCCAUAAAUCUGACCAUAGGGGUCUCUUGAAAGAAAAUUGCUAAGAAUUUCCAACUGGACUAUGUAAUCACAGCGCCUGGUAUCAAGAGGAGGGGGAGUGACAUGAAAUCACUGACUUGUGACAUACAUUCCUCAGCAACAGCAGCUGCUGCCUAAUGACAGCUAAUAAAGGGAAUCUUCCCUUGACAGAGCUGCAUGCCUGCAGUGGGACUGGAAUGUGCCCCAGAUAAACCCACUGAUAACCUAGGAAGCAGAGAUCACACCCAAAGAGUAUAAAAGACAAGCUUCGGAAGGGAGAGGAUAGGACAAGGAAGAGAGAGACCUGAAGAGACAUCUCAGAAGAAACAGCUUGAACUUCCCUAUUCCCAACGAACCCAGCGCCAUGGACGCUAAAGGCUCAUUUUCCUGUGGCUUCCUCUUGCUGUUGCUCAUCCAAUUUCAGUCCAGCAGAGCCAACCCCAUUUACAACCUCAGCCCUGCCAAAGAACUGGCCAGCAUGGAGGCUCUGCUGGAGAGACUGGAAGAUAAGUUUGCAAUGAUUGAAGCCCUGGACUCCAAUCCUGACCUCCAAGAACCCAAACCCCAGGAAGAGCUGCCAGCAGGACUCACAGAUGACAGUGAUGACCAGAAGGCUGAACCCAGGCUAGCACCCAGCACCCCUCUGUCCCACAGGGACUUCUUCCUCAAGAGACUGAGGGAGCUGCAGAUGCCCAGGAUGAUGAGAGAUUCUGGCUGCUUCGGGAGGAGAAUUGAUAGAAUCGGCUCCCUGAGUGGAAUGGGUUGCAAUGGUGAGUCCCGCCUAAACCAUCUUGCUGAAUCUGUGUCAUGCAACAAGAGAGGAGCAGGUUCUCAUUUAAGUCUUUAAUAAGACACAAUUUGAGAAAGGAAUUAA
Molecule: messenger RNA, 1180 nt
Organism: Tyto alba (common barn owl)
Lineage: Eukaryota; Metazoa; Chordata; Aves; Strigiformes; Tytonidae
Product: natriuretic peptides A
Exons: 2
Coding region: 671-1153 (160 amino acids)
Biological process (GO): receptor guanylyl cyclase signaling pathway; negative regulation of systemic arterial blood pressure; neuropeptide signaling pathway
Cellular component (GO): extracellular region; cytoplasm; nucleus
Molecular function (GO): hormone activity; hormone receptor binding
Source: RefSeq, a predicted model, not a curated record